Molecule: messenger RNA, 1869 nt
Organism: Hyposmocoma kahamanoa
Lineage: Eukaryota; Metazoa; Arthropoda; Insecta; Lepidoptera; Cosmopterigidae
Gene: ldbr
Product: lariat debranching enzyme
Exons: 5
Coding region: 159-1709 (516 amino acids)
Biological process (GO): mRNA splicing, via spliceosome
Cellular component (GO): nucleus
Molecular function (GO): RNA lariat debranching enzyme activity
Source: RefSeq, a predicted model, not a curated record
GUAGUCGUUUGGUAUUGUGUUAUUGAAUAGUUUUUCUGAAUUAUUAUGAAAGAAAUACACAUGUUUCUAAUUACUUACUAAUACGAUUACGUUUUAUAUUUACUUGAUAUUAUAUUUAAACAAGAUUAGUAUUGGUGCAAUUUAGCCAUUCUACAAUUAUGAAAAUUGCCGUGGAAGGUUGCGCUCACGGCGAGCUCGAUAAGAUUUACGAAUGCAUCUUAACUUUACAAGAAAGGGAAGGUAUAGUGGUAGAUUUAUUGAUAUGUUGUGGAGAUUUCCAAGCAGUACGGAAUAGCGAUGAUCUGCGGGCUAUGGCUGUGCCGGAAAAGUAUCAACACAUGUGUACAUUUUAUAAGUAUUACAGUGGUGAAAAACGAGCACCAAUAUUGACGCUAUUUAUUGGUGGGAAUCAUGAGGCCUCCAAUUAUUUGCAAGAGCUUCCUUACGGAGGGUGGGUUGCACCAAACAUAUACUACCUAGGCAGGUCGGGGUUGGUACAGUUUGGUAACUUGAGGAUUGGAGGCUUAUCAGGUAUAUUCAAAGGUCACGACUACACGCAAGGGUUAUGGGAGAGUGUUCCCUACAAUCAGAGCUCUUUGCGAUCCGUGUACCAUGUGAGGUCUUUGGAUGUGUUUCGGUUGAACCAGCUGAAAGAAAAAGUACAUGUUAUGCUCUCUCAUGAUUGGCCACGUGGUAUAACUGAUUACGGAAAUGUUAACAAUUUGUUGAAGAGAAAACCAUUUUUCGAAGAGGACAUUCAAAAAAAUGAACUAGGCAGUGCACCAGCAACUAAAUUGCUUCAUGCCAUGAAACCAGAUUAUUGGUUUUCAGCACAUUUACAUUGUCAGUUCUCUGCUUUAGUAUCACAUGAAGAUGGUACAGAAACCAAAUUCUUGGCAUUAGACAAGUGUCUACCAAAACGAAGACACUUGCAAAUACUUGACAUACCUGUGGAAUUUGAUGGUGAUAUGACAUUGAAGUAUGAUGCAGAAUGGCUUGCGGUUUUGAAAAAUACUAAUCACCUUUUGAAUGUCAAAAACAUGGAUUACCAUUUACCUGGUCCGGGAGGUGACGAAAGGUAUGAUUUCACACCUACAAAAGAAGAAAAAGAUGUCGUUAUGAAAGUAAUGGGAGAUAUGGAAAUAAAAGAAAACAGUUUUGUCCAAACAGCACCUAUUUAUCAACAAGACAUGCCAAAACGAAAUCCUAGUGAGCCAAUAAUAAAUCCCCAGACAGCAAAUCUUUGUGAAAAAUUGGGUAUUGAUGACCCAGUUCAAGUUGUAAUGGCAAGGUCAGGAAGGGUAAUGAAAAAGCCUCAAAAUCUGAAUACAAGUACAACAAAUAACAAAAAGGAUAAGACUGCUGAAUCUAGUUUUGUAGAAAGUGUUGCCUGUUCACCAAUUAAAACAAAGAUGGUAUUACCUACACCUUCAACGCCUAUUGUAAAUGACAGUCAAGAUUUAUCAGACAGUCAUGAAAAUUCAUUUUUUUCUCCUGAGAAUUCAUCUAUGUUAUCCAAUAGUACAUGUAGUACAACUGUAGAAUGCAGUACUCCAGUGUCCAGUACACCUAAAAAAUCUUUCAAGAGACGGAACUUGGCCAUGUACACUACUGAUGAAGAUGUUAGUGUCAGUAUUACUCCAAAUUCUUUACUAGGUUCUGACUGUCCAAAGUCCAAUAAAUUGCCUUAUAUGGGAAAUGUACAGUAAAUUGUAAAUUUUAAAACAAUUGUGUCUAGGUGUGUAUGUUUAAUUUUUAUAUCUUGUAUUGAUAUUGUAUUUAUGAUAAUAGAUAGACUAUACAUUUUUUAAUAACAAAAUUGAUUUAGUGCAGUCAUUGGUAGUAGGUCAAUGAGUGCAGUGACAUAGU